CUCCCAUAUAUCUGUUCAGGGGAUCGCUUUCAAGAUUUUCCGGCUCAAAUAUUACCUGAGGCAUUUUGGGACGCACCUCACCGAGAGCCAGUAGGCUCUUCCGGCAUUCUUUAAGCGUCCAACAGAGGCAUUGAAGCAGGCUAGACGUGCGCAAGAUACUCUAGUAUCGCCUGAACCAUUGUAGACCAAUAUGAUGUUCAGUAGAGGGAUUUCAUCAGCCUUCAAGCGAUUGACAUGAGGACAGAGCCAAGAAUUACUCUCGCUCUGCCGUCGAUUUGCCCGAGAGGCUUCUGAACACCCCUACUGAUGCGCCCAACUCUACUUCGCCUUCCGUAUGCCCCGUUCAUUUACCUGUCAAAUUCCGAGUACACUUCGUCGGCAAAGCGCAAACUUCGCCGGUCUGCGCCGGCCCGACUGGAACAUCAAUAUCAUGGCUGCCCUGGAGCCGGUCCCCAUGCGAGAGGUAUCAUAGCAAGCAUUGGGGAACUUCGAUCACAUUAUCUUUGGCUCUGUGUCUCAGCACUGUCGCUAUCUCUAUUGUUGGACAUGUCAAAACUUAUGGACUCU
Cantharellus anzutake is the source of this 567-nucleotide messenger RNA. RefSeq lists its product as uncharacterized. NCBI's taxonomy places the organism in Eukaryota, Fungi, Basidiomycota, Agaricomycetes, Cantharellales, Hydnaceae. The record is from RefSeq and is a predicted model, not a curated record. The transcript is spliced from 5 exons. The annotation marks the transcript as partial.